AUGGGCUCACCGGUCUCCGGUUUGGUGGCAGAACUGGUCCUACAGGAGUUAGAAAAGACUGUCGUCCUUCAACAUGAACCGGUGAUUUGGCGACGUUACGUUGACGACACGUUCGUCAUCGUAAAGAAGGACAUGCUGCAACAUUUCCACAGCCUGCUCAACGCAGUCUUCCCGGAUAUAGAAUUCACGAGGGAAGAAGAACAGGAACAGCAGUUGCCCUUCCUGGAUGUUCUCGUUAGACGAAACCUUAACGGUGAACUUGAAACGACGGUUUAUAGGAAGGCAACGAACACCACAUAG
This is a messenger RNA of Spirometra erinaceieuropaei, 300 nucleotides long. NCBI's taxonomy places the organism in Eukaryota, Metazoa, Platyhelminthes, Cestoda, Diphyllobothriidea, Diphyllobothriidae. The record is from the annotation of a GenBank genome assembly.